Lepisosteus oculatus (spotted gar) is the source of this 5768-nucleotide messenger RNA. RefSeq names its product pro-neuregulin-2, membrane-bound isoform. The record is from RefSeq and is a predicted model, not a curated record. Gene Ontology annotation, molecular function: signaling receptor binding. Lineage: Eukaryota; Metazoa; Chordata; Actinopteri; Semionotiformes; Lepisosteidae. Gene Ontology annotation, biological process: animal organ development; nervous system development; intracellular signal transduction.
UCGAUCACCUUUUCAGUUAUUAAACCUCGUGUGAAGCCCCACAUAGUUCUUUUCAGUAUUAUGGAGGUAAUGCAGCACUGACGUCCUGCUGUCUAUUUAGCAGAAGCUGAGCAGUGGAUGUGACCUGAAUGCAAUUUAUGAUUUAAUAAUGGAAUGAGCCGCAAAACACAUUGAAAACAGACUUUCAGAAACGAAGCCACAGAAAUGUUUCAUCUGCAUUUUCUCAGCCGGUCCAGCACUGCUGUGCAGUACAUGUGCGAUUUUUUUUAUUGCGGAUACUCAGUAUUGUUUUGUCUUGUAAGACUGUGCCGUAAGGAUUAUGCUUCUGGUGAAAUUUUGUACGCCUUUAUUUUUGCCAUGAUAAGUCACGCUUGGGUUUUUAAAUAAAGUAAUAGUUAUAUUGCAUUUCCACGGUGUAAUUCCGAUUAAAUAAUCUAUUGUGUUUUAGGUUCAAGCAGAAGAAACUGUGCAGGCAGGUGUUGCCUGACACGUCAGGCGCGUUCUUGAGGGGAACAAAUACAGAAGGUAUUUUAUUUUACAACGGCGAAACAAAAUAGCCUACCUUAGGUAAUUUCUUUUCUGGGGAAAAAACAUGCAGGUAGGUAUCCGUUCAACAAGCAGAUAUCUAAAGGACAGCCUUUAUCGCAGCCUUUCUUUACAGUGAAGGUGGGAGACGUGUUUAAAUACCCGACCCAAAAGCUUGCUAGCACGAUUGAAUUCUCUGGGCAAAGGGAACCCGGCGGUUGUCCGCCAAAGCUAUUGCACUGUGAGCGGCUGUCUCAAUAAAUCGCAAAUAAAUGGAAACCCUGGGUUUCAGAAUUACUUUCUAGCAGAAUGCAGUGACAGGGAUUUUAAUCCAGUAUCAUUACGCCGUUUCCGGUUCCUAGCUGGUGUUUCCCCAUUGCAAACUCUUGAAAAAGCAGCAUAUCCAAAUGGCAUGGACACUUACGCAAGGUCUGCUGCUCAGCCGUGCUACUGGAGCCUAUUUGCAGUCUCCUACUUCAACUCAACUCCAUCAUCAUCACCCAACAGCAACGAGAGCACUGCAGCAGCCCGAGCAGCGACCACAGAGCCAAAGCAGACGGCAUGAGGCUUGAUUCAGUACAUUUCUCCAUGCUGGUCAUCGGGGUCUCCUUCGCCUGCUACUCCCCGAGUUUGAAUUCUUUGCAGGACCAGGCUUACAAAUCAGCAGUGGUCAUUGAAGGCAAGGUGCAGUCGGUACCUGUUAAUGUCUCCAAGGAGCCCUACAGUGUGAAUGUCAAAGUACUGGACGUGUGGCCCCUCAACAGUGGGGGUCUAGAGAGGGAUCAGCUUGUGACCAUCGGGGAAUUUGGAUCGGAGGCUCCGUGCACCAAAGUGAAAAAGAACCACAAAUACAUCUUUUUCAUGGACCCAACCGACGAGCCGUUAGUAUUCAAGGCAUCGUUCGCUCCCUUAGACACCAGCGGGAAGAAUCUAAAAAAAGAUGUUGGGAGGAUCUUGUGUGAAGACUGCGCUGCUGCCCCAAAGUUGAAGAAGUUGAGGGACCAGUCUGUCCGGGAGGGCGAAAAGCUCAUACUGAAGUGUGAGGCCACAGGCAACCCCAUUCCUACUUACAAGUGGUACAGAGAUGGCAGCGAGCUGAAAAAGAGCAAAGAAAUCAAAAUAAAGACUGGCAAGAAAAACUCCAGAAUACAGAUCACCAAGGUGAAGGUUGAAGAUUCGGGGAAUUAUACAUGUGUGGUGGAGAAUCUGUUGGGGAGGGACAACGCAACAAGCACCAUCAACGUCCAAAGCAUAACAACCACGCUGUCUCCCGGCUCUGGCCAUGCCCGAAGAUGCAAUGACACUGAGAAGGCUUACUGUGUCAACGGUGGCGUUUGUUACUACAUAGAUGGUAUAAAUCAGCUGUCUUGCAAGUGUCCAAAUGACUUUAGAGGUGAUCGCUGUCAAACCUACGUUAUGGACGGUUUCUACCAGCAUCUUGGAAUUGAAUUUAUGGAGGCCGAGGAGCUGUACCAGAAGCGAGUGCUGACAAUCACUGGGAUAUGUGUGGCUCUGCUCGUCGUGGGGAUUGUGUGUGUGGUCGCUUACUGCAAAACCAAGAAACAAAGAAAGAAAAUGCAUAACCACCUGAGGCAGAAUAUGUGCCCAGAUCACCAGAACAGAAACCUGGCAAACGGGCCGAACCACCCAGGGCCCGGCCCUGGUCCUGAGGAGAUCCCCAUGGUGGAUUACAUUUCCAAAAACGUUCCAGCCACUGACCGGGUGAUUCGUCACGAGGCAGAGACUUCGUUUUCUGGCAGCCACCCCUCCUCCACGUCUCAUCACUCUUCAACAGCUACCAACACAUCCAGUCACAGACAUGAAGACCGCACUUGGAGCUUGGACAGGACGGAGAGUGUUAUUUCAGACUCACAUUCUGGCAUGAUGUCAUCCUCAGUGGGGACCAGUAAAUGCAACAGUCCUGCCUGCAUCGAAGCUCGGGCGCGGCGUGCAGCACACUGUGGCAUUACUGACCCCCGCCGCCCCAUGAUGCAGUACAGGGACUCCAUCGACUCACUGAGAGACUCACCACACAGUGACAGGUACGUGUCAGCCCUGACGACACCAGCCCGCCUCUCACCUGUGGACUUCCAUUACUCACUGCCUACACAGGUGCCUACUUUUGAAAUCACGUCGCCCAAUUCCAGCCAUGCAGUUUCGCUGCCGCCCGCCGCGCCUGCUGCUUACCGCGUGGAGGACGACCUGCCCCUGCUGCGCCGGUACCAGGUGCCCCUGCAGGACAUCCAGAGGCACGAGGCGUACCGGCAGCAGAGGUGCAGCUACCUGAACGACAGCACGGGCAGCCUGCCCUCUAGCCCCUUCCGGCUUGUGGAGGACGACGAGUACGAAACCACACAGGAGUACCUGUCCGCCCUCGAGCAACCAAAGAGAACUGUCAGCAACAGCAGGCGGUGGAGAAAAUCCAAACUCAACGGGCACAUUUCACAGCGCGGGGAGGCAAUGCGGGACUACAGCUCGCGGAGCUGCGUGUCCGACAGCGAUUCGGAGGAGGAGCAGGCGAGUGAAAGCACGCCUUUCUUGAGUAUGCAGAACAUGAACAUGGUGGUGAACACAGAGCCGUCCACCAUAUACAGACCGGCUGACAGCAGGACUUAUUAUUCAUCGGGCCGGCACAACACUCGUGGGAAUUUACAGACCAGACUAACACACUCGAGGUCAAAACAAGACAAUGCACCCCUUUAAAAACCAACCAACAAAUAUAUAUUAUAGACCUGCACCUAUAAGAAAUAUUUUUAUUUUAUAUAACAGACAGAUAUUCUAAACAAAUGAAAUAUUUAUUUUCAUUUUAGCAAAAGUUGUCUACUAGCUAACAGCAAAGACUUUUUUUAUAGGGAAAACUCUAUUUAUAUGUAAAUUUUGAUUUACAGCUUAAAAAACGUGCCAAUUUUUUCACGACUUAAAAAAUAGAAUAAUAUUGUGGUGCCUUUUGCUGUAUGCUGAUGCCAGAGUUCCAGUUGAGUUUUUUGUAGCCUUUCUAAUAUGAACUCAUCAUUUUUAUAGACAUUUUAUUUCUGGAUCUGUUAUCUGGGAUUUGUUUUCUGAUUUGAACUGUAUUAUCCAUAGAUGUUGGUUAAGCUCUCAUACAGUAUAACUCACUUCUGCAUAAAGUGUAUGUUUACAUGAAAAACAAAUCACAGACAUGUUUAUCAGUUUUUAUAAUUCAAAGUUGACAUUGUAAAGAAUUGUGUUUAUUUGGGUUGGAGGGAAUGAGCAUGUCAUUUAUUUAGUGUCAAACCAACAAGUGGUGUAAUAUUACGCUGCCCAAAAUUGCAAGGGUUUCAACAUAAACAGAAGAGAGCAGACGUGCAAUGAUGCCAGUCACUUCUCUGUCUAAAACUGCAUGCUAAUCUGGGUUGAGAAAUGGAAGCAUAUUGCCAUCAUACCCUGCAGGUUAUUUAGCUGUACAUUACAGAUAAGUGACAGUCUUGUUUUAUGGUUGUGCUCUUUGCCAAAACUCAUGGGCUGGUGUAGAGAAACCUCUCAUUUUCAUUGACUGCGGUCUGUGAAGUAUUAUCCUAAAUUCUUUAAAUCUUUGAUCCCCAGUGCAAAAACAUUAAUAGUGGUUGCAAUAGCGGAGCAUGUGUCAGGGGCUUUCACUGAGGGUGCAGGUCCACCUUUAGCUGCGAUCAGAACUUAGCCCUCUUACCGACAACUGGCACUAAAUUCUCAUGGGCAUGAUGAGACAUUGCACAAUUGCUCCUUCAGAAGGCUAACAAGCUGGUUGAGGCUCAUGGGCAGUUUGGGCUGCUUCCCAGGCACCAUCAUGAGACUCCCAGGAGGGUUGGAUUGACAGGACUCCUACUUCUCCAAUGCAGAUUCCAAUUGUUAUUUUAUGAUUAAUCAUUCCUUCUUACACAGAACGUGUGAUAACUCAUGUUGAGGCCUUCUUUGUAGAAUCAUACAAGUCCAGGCUGUGCAACAUUGUCAAUAAUGCCAAAAUAUGCAAACAUAUUUAUGUAUAUUUUUGUUUGUUUGUUUAUUUGUUGACUUGACUGAAUUAUUAUCACAAGUAUUAUGUCAGCAAGCCAUUUUCUAUUUCAAAACUUUUGGUAAUACUUUAGUAUUAUAGUCCUCUGUGUGAUUUUUAAAUUCUGAAAUGUUUAAUGGAUCUUGAGCUAGACUUCUGAAAAUGCAUUAGCCUGGUUAAUUAGUUAAAAAAAUACUCUCCCCUUCAGAGUUACAAAAUAAAUUAUAGAUUAUAUACAUUAUCUUUAUUGUUAUUACCAUAAAGGUGUAAAAAUUAUGCAAGGUUGGAUACCUUUGUUCUUUAACGUAUAUAUGCAGAUGUUUAUUUUGUGUUUUCAGCAUAAAGCCAACCUUUUCGAAUAUGUUAAUAAUCACAGUCAUUAGCUAAUAUUCUUUGAUCCAUCUGGCUUUGCUGGCAGUAGCGUGUGACCAGCAAUAACAUCAGUUAAACAGUCGCAUGAGAGUGACGAGCUGUGUCUGUGAUCGUGUUGAAGCUUUCUGGUGGGACAGCUGCCAGAAACCCUCAUCCAUUCUCCAUGGAGAGAAACAAAGGAAAACAUAGAACUUUGUAGGUUUGCAAUACUUCAAGAGGAGCAUAUUUUGGCAUUGCAUUUUUAUAUGUCAUACAGGAAAAUAAAGAUGUAAUGUGAAAUAUUAUUAAUAAUUCUGCAACACAGUUUUCAGAUCAAAUCGAUUGCAAAGGCGACUCUUUUGAUUUAACAAAAUAAAACCACAGUUCUCAGAACUAAGCAUAUAAGCAAGUCCUACUUAACUGCUUUAAUGAGAGACACAGUGUUAAUGGUGUAAUGGUUCUAUAUCCUAGAUUAGAAAUUGUUUUCCUUUAAUGUCUCAUAGCAGAAAUCCGGGAUUUUAAAUUUGUAACUUUUCUUUUCUGAUUGAGUUGGAUUUGAUGCAAUGAAGGCGGUGCUUCUAGUUAGUUCACAUGUGAAAAAGCCCCAUUUGGAAUUCUUACUCUUUUAUCCUGCAGGUUCUUUUAUUUCUGUAGCUUGGCCCUUUUUAACAGAAGAUCACCUCGUUUCUGCAUGUCCUUGGCAAUUCAAAUAGAUGGAUGCAUGGUGAAGUGGCAACUGAAAAGUUUUCCAGUUAGUGAAAGUGUAUUUAAUUUAACAUCCAGCAAUAAAUCCCUUUUCUCAUGUCCAUUCUUGGAAUAUGCUAGAGAUUUUGCGAGAUUGUCUUAAAUACUUGUAAAAUAAAAAAGAUAUCAAACCACCUGUUCACAUAAAAAUAAAUCUUUA